Molecule: messenger RNA, 889 nt
Organism: Apis florea (little honeybee)
Lineage: Eukaryota; Metazoa; Arthropoda; Insecta; Hymenoptera; Apidae
Product: apoptosis regulatory protein Siva
Biological process (GO): extrinsic apoptotic signaling pathway
Molecular function (GO): CD27 receptor binding
Source: RefSeq, a predicted model, not a curated record
AGAGCUCUAUCUUCGUCACAUUGUCAUUUCUUUAUCUCCAUCUAACUUUAUUUAACGCAAACUUCAAUUAUAACUUAAUAAAUAAUCUAAACUGACAUUUUUUUAUAUUAACUUUUAUGUUUAUUUUUGCUUGUUAAUUUUCUAAAAAGAUAUUUCACAAAUAUAUUUAACUUCUGCAUGAAUCAGAUAGUUGACUUGUUAUGUCAAAUGUGAAAAGAUGUUAUAAAAUUUUGGCGGUAUGCUUAUAGAUCUUUUGUUUAUUAAUUUAAGUUAAAAAAUGCCAAAACGUCCAUGUCCUUUUGAAGAUAAUUUAUUACCCCAAUUGAAAGUACACGUAAGUCAGAAACAAGUAGAUAACGGUGUUUGUCAAGAGGAACGAAUGAAAAAUGUUUAUGAGAAAACAAUGGAUUUAUUAAAAGAAGGUGUUAAAACAUUAUCACAAAGAUUAAAUACUUUCACAGAAUUAGAUCCCAUUAAUAUACCAUCGUCGAAAUCUUGUUGCAAAUUCAAAAAUGAACGUAUUCAAAAACAAAUGAUAUUAAAUAAUAAAUUAGAAUUAUUACGAGCAGAUAAAAUUAUAAAGGAUAUUCAACCAAAAUAUGAUCUUUGUGAAUGCAGUCGAAUAAUAAAUCAAAAUAUGUUUAGUAAAUGUUCCUAUUGCGAUCAAAUUUUAUGUAAUUUUUGUCUUUUUGAAUGUAUCAAUUGCUCAGAACUAUUUUGUCAAAACUGUUCUUUACCCACAUAUGAUAAUGAAGAACAAAAUAAGUGUCUUAAUUGUUAUAAAUAAAAUUAAAAUAUUUUAUAUAAUCUUUUUGUAUCUCAUAUUUAUAUUUACAGAUUUUUUUAAUGUAAAUGUUUUUAAAUUAAUGAAAACAAUAAAUAGAAACAU